CCGGGCUCCAGGAAAGUAGCUUGAUGAGUGUCCAAAGUAGCAGUGGAAGUUUGGAGGGGCCGCCAUCUUGGUCCCGGCUCUCCUCCACGUCCCCACCGAGCCUGCAGGGCUGCUCCGCGGCGGCGGCGGCGGCGGCAGCGGCGGCAGCAGCAGCGGCGACGGCAGCGGCCGUGGCGGCCUCAGCGGCGGCGGCGGCCUCCCUGCUCCGCAGCGGCGCGCCGCUCAAGGAAGGUGCAAUGGAUGAGCUUCAUAGCCUGGAUCCAAGAAGGCAGGAAUUGUUAGAGGCUAGAUUCACAGGAGUAGUGAGUGGAAGCACUGGGAGUACAGGAAGCUGUAGUGUUGGAGCAAAGGCCUCAACAAAUAAUGAGAGUUCUAAUCACAGUUUUGGAAGCUUGGGAUCUCUAAGUGACAAAGAAUCAGAGACUCCCGAGAAAAAACAGUUGGAACCUUCUAGAGGAAGAAAAAGGAAAGCAGAAAACCAGAGUGAAAGUAGUCAAGGUCUUGCGCUGAGCCAUCAGGAUCAAGCAACUCAGAAUGGGAAAAACAUUGGUGCACGUGGGCACAAAAUUAGUGACUAUUUUGAAUACCAAGGUGGAAAUGGGUCUAGCCCAGUAAGAGGAAUGCCUCCUGCGAUUCGCUCUCCUCAAAAUUCACAUUCCGCCCCUUCUUCCGUUCGACAGAAUAGUCCUUCUCCUACUGCAUUAUCUUUUGGGGACCACCCUGUUUCACAACCAAAGCAGUUGUCAUUUAAAAUUACUCAGACUGAUCUCACAAUGUUGAAAUUAACUGCACUUGAAAGUAAUAAAAACCAAGACCUGGAAAAGAAGGAAGGUCGUAUAGACGAUUUGCUCAGGGCUAAUUGUGACCUACGACGACAAAUAGACGAACAACAAAAGCUACUUGAAAAAUACAAAGAAAGAUUAAACAAAUGCAUUUCAAUGAGCAAGAAGCUUUUGAUUGAAAAAAGCACACAAGAAAAGCUGGCAAGCAGAGAGAAGAGUAUGCAAGACAGAUUACGCCUUGGGCAUUUUACGACUGUUCGACACGGCGCAUCGUUUACCGAACAGUGGACAGAUGGCUUCGCAUUUCAGAAUCUUGUGAAGCAACAGGAGUGGGUAAAUCAACAAAGGGAAGAUAUAGAGAGGCAAAGAAAACUUCUGGCAAAGCGAAAACCUCCUGCUACAAAUAAUUCUCAGGCGCCCUCUGCCAAUUCAGAACCUAAGCAGAGGAAAAACAAAGCUGUCAAUGGAGCAGAAAACGAUCCGUUUGUUAGACCCAAUUUACCACAAUUGCUAACACUAGCAGAAUACCAUGAGCAAGAAGAAAUUUUCAAGCUUAGAUUAGGACAUCUCAAAAAGGAAGAAGCUGAAAUACAAGCAGAACUUGAACGUCUGGAAAGAGUUAGAAAUCUUCACAUACGAGAGCUCAAAAGAAUAAACAAUGAAGAUAAUUCUCAGUUCAAGGAUCAUCCUACGUUAAACGAGCGAUAUUUGUUACUUCAUUUACUUGGUCGAGGUGGAUUUAGUGAAGUAUAUAAGGCUUUUGAUCUCUAUGAGCAAAGAUACGCUGCUGUGAAGAUACACCAGCUUAACAAAAGCUGGAGAGAUGAGAAAAAAGAAAACUACCACAAGCACGCCUGCAGAGAGUAUAGAAUACACAAAGAACUUGAUCAUCCAAGGAUAGUAAAACUCUAUGACUACUUUUCCCUGGAUACAGAUACGUUUUGUACAGUAUUAGAAUAUUGUGAAGGCAACGAUUUAGAUUUCUAUCUCAAGCAACAUAAACUAAUGACAGAAAAAGAAGCUAGGUCCAUUGUAAUGCAAAUAGUAAAUGCACUGCGAUAUCUCAAUGAGAUUAAGCCACCUAUAAUACACUAUGAUCUUAAACCAGGAAACAUCCUUUUGGUAGAUGGAACAGCAUGUGGAGAAAUAAAAAUUACGGACUUUGGGCUGUCUAAAAUAAUGGAUGACGAUAGCUAUGGUGUGGAUGGAAUGGACUUAACCUCACAAGGGGCUGGGACUUACUGGUAUUUGCCUCCAGAGUGCUUUGUUGUAGGCAAAGAGCCACCCAAAAUUUCUAACAAAGUGGAUGUGUGGUCAGUUGGAGUAAUCUUUUUCCAGUGUCUAUAUGGUCGAAAGCCAUUUGGUCAUAACCAGUCCCAACAAGAUAUACUUCAAGAAAAUACAAUAUUAAAAGCCACUGAAGUACAGUUCCCAGUGAAGCCUGUUGUGAGCAAUGAAGCCAAGGCAUUUAUCAGACGUUGCUUGGCAUACCGUAAGGAGGACCGGUUUGACGUUCAUCAGCUAGCUAAUGAUGCUUACCUACUCCCGCACAUGAGAAGAUCAAAUUCUUCAGGAAACUUGCAUAUGACUGGACUGGCAGCAUCUCCUACGCCGCCAAUAUCCAGCAUUAUUCCCUACUGAAGCUUCUUAAACAUGGAAGGCUUGCAUGAAAUCGUCAUGUAGUUUUGCUGCAGCGGACUUUCAUCUGAAAGCGUUGGAUUAGUGUUUUGACACAAGCUUAACAAAUGGGGUGUUCAGACUGUGGCUCUUCUACAAAUGUCAUUUCUAGGAUUGGACUGGAUCAUGGUCUGUGAAGGGUACAUUCAUUUCAGACUCUCAUAUUGGAAACAUUGAAGGACAGCAUUACCUGUUGCCUCCAAGCAGAUGUACUGUGUUUUUAAGACUGAAGAAAAUGCGUGUUUUCAGGUUGCCGGGAGGGGAACACUGUAAAUAGCCUUUUUAAUACUUAACCACACUUUUGGUUGAUACUGGAGAGAUCUAAUAAGGGUAGUUUUUCAUUAUUCGAAUAAAGAAGAAAAUGAAUGAAGCACGGAAGAACAGCACAGUGCCUGGACAAAAAGCUAAAUAAAGAAUCUUUCUUCCCAAGAAGUCAACGUUUCAAAAACCAAAGUAAAAAUGAGGGACACAGCUGUGUAUUGUUAAUUUCUUUGGAUAGAAGUGAUUUAGUAUUCUGGGGGCUGGGGAGAAAUCUUUAAAAUAACUGUUACGUUGGUUGAAUGACUGUAUUUCCAAAGGGAUAAAAAUAGCAUUUUAAGUAAGGUAGCAAAAGCUAGUUUGGAAACUAGUUCAAUUAUUUAAAUGGCAUUUUGAUACUUAGCGGACUUGUCAACUGAUAUCCGCUGCCCAGGCUUUUGAAGAGGGAUCUACAAAGGCCAUGUAUGUAACCAAAAGCAAACAGGUCAUAUUCAAUGUUUCUAUGCAGGAUAAUGACAAAAUUCCCUUCUAACUGUAUUGUAAAUUGUUGUACAGAGGUCAUAUUUUCAGUUUAAAAAAUUUCAGCAACUUAUUCCUGUACAAAUGUUUAAAGUAUGGCUUUUCUAAUUGGAUAUUGUAUUUUUUUUAAGUCUCAUUGAAGGCGCUUUUAAUUGCUGCUAAAUGAUGUUGCUUUUGCUUUUGCAAAAAAUAAAAAUAAAAUAAAUCAAAUGACCUCCUUAAGGUGCAAGUCAACUGUACGUCCUAGAGAGACUGAAAAGUAGAUAAUUCAUUAACAAUCAAGGCAUGUAAAACUGAUCUGUGUUGGAACUAUACAGUGCAGUUCAAGUCAGUUUCCUGAGCUGGAGCACGUUGAUAAUAGAUGUAGAAGUUGUUUAUGGUUAUUCACGGUUUCUGGAAAUUCUGUCUACAAGGUGGGAAGAUGUUCCUCUAAAGAGAUGUUUCUUGUGGCCUGUACAGAUAUUUUAAAAUGUGAAACAUUUUCUAACUGCCUUGUACGGUAGAAUCUUUUUUUCAGAAUGCAGUAUCUCUCCCAUACAAGAUUCCUUUUACUGUCACAUUCAUAAUGCUGAAUACCUGUACGUAACUUUGUCCAUGUUGCAGAAAGGAAGGCUGUAUUACCACAAGGUUUUUUUCCUCCCCCAUUUAAUAUUGUACAGUUAAACUGUGGCUCUUGUUUCUGAUGUUGCAAGCCAUUUUGUUUUCAUUGUACAUAAGGAUACAUUAACUGUCUCUUCAAGAUGCUGCUGAAAUUGUAGAGAAUGUAGCCAAAACAGUAAUAAAAUAAUGACAGUUGGAAUUUCAA
Messenger RNA from Podarcis muralis (Common wall lizard), 4041 nucleotides. It is a transcript of the gene TLK1, whose product is annotated as tousled like kinase 1. NCBI's taxonomy places the organism in Eukaryota, Metazoa, Chordata, Lepidosauria, Squamata, Lacertidae. Gene Ontology annotation, molecular function: ATP binding; protein serine/threonine kinase activity. Gene Ontology annotation, biological process: peptidyl-serine phosphorylation; intracellular signal transduction; chromosome segregation. Gene Ontology annotation, cellular component: nucleus. The record is from RefSeq and is a predicted model, not a curated record.